AUGACAUUGGAACAGGAGAAGAUCUCUUUAAAUUCGAAAACAGAACAUUUGCAAUCAAAUAUGGAGUCCCUGAACAUUGAAAAGGAGAAGAUUGAGGAGCAGUUGCACAGUAUUCUCCGAGAACGAGAGCAAUUUAUGCUGGAGAACCAGAAUCUCUCGACAACCACUUGUCAGUUGAAGAAUCGGCUGACAGAAAUUGAAACGAAAACGAAUUGUAUCAUGGUAGAGAAGGAGAAGAUUGAAACACUCCUUCGAAUGAACGAAAACAAAACCCACGAUCUCGAGAAAGAACGGCAGUAUUACACUACUCAAACUAAAGAGCUUUUAAUGAAUUUGAAGGAAGUAAGCGAGCAAAAAGAACUCACUGAAUCCGAACUACGUGAACAGGUGAUGGCGAGGAUUGGAGCGGAAAAGCAAUUGCAAGCUGCCGAAAAAGCCUUAGAACACCUGGAAAUGGCUCUUAAAAUGACAGGUGCACAGAUGACAGAACUACAAGAGCAUAUCAUGCCCGAUGUACAUAAGCUGAGAGGUUGA
Messenger RNA from Strongylus vulgaris, 534 nucleotides. NCBI's taxonomy places the organism in Eukaryota, Metazoa, Nematoda, Chromadorea, Rhabditida, Strongylidae. The record is from the annotation of a GenBank genome assembly.